Messenger RNA from Temnothorax curvispinosus, 3087 nucleotides. RefSeq names its product tetra-peptide repeat homeobox protein 1-like. The record is from RefSeq and is a predicted model, not a curated record. The transcript is spliced from 2 exons. NCBI's taxonomy places the organism in Eukaryota, Metazoa, Arthropoda, Insecta, Hymenoptera, Formicidae. Bases 2132 to 2614 code for a protein of 160 amino acids.
GUGGAAUUAAAAUGUAAAUAAAAUAGGUCUACAGGUAUAAAAUAAUGUAUCUAUAAAUAAAAGAGGAAGAGAAAAGUGACGAUUUGACAAGACAGAAUAGAGCGAUCUGUUGCGUUUGGCAGACGAGUAAUUUGAUCUCACGAACGAUCAAUCUGAAUCUCGUGCACAUUGAAAAUUUUCACAAUGAACGAUAAGCCAUCACCUUCUACGCUGCUUGAAGUAGAACUCACUUGACAGUGCUCGGUGAUUGAUGAUGUACAAAGCUAAAUAAAUAUAGCGAUAGUGAUCACCAUGUUGAAAACGUGUAACAUUGUAGCCGACUGCACGUUCGUACCAUUAGCCGAAUAAUAAUCGAUUAAUGCACGCAAUAUGUACGCUUAAGCAACUUUGAUAAUCCCUUCAUGUCACGUUUCGUGCUUUGUAAUUGUAAACCAUUUACAGAGGAUAUCAACGUACAUACGCAUGUGCGGACAAAAAUUUACUUGGCCGCUCGCAUUUCGGAUAUGCUUUGAUAACUAAGUAGAGAACCGUAUAUGCCAUACCCAAUAACAUCCCAUAUAUGUAAACACAGUAACGUGUAACUUUGUGGAAUUAGUUUACAGAUUCUAUACGAGAAUAAUAAUGAUGCAAUGCUCGAGUACAAUUACAAAAGUAACGCAAUGAUGAAUUACAUUAUAACAAAUAGAACGGAUAAAAAUACAUUUUUGUACAAUUUUUUUGAGGAUUACAAUGUCACGUUUGAUUAACAAAAACUAAAACGAUUCCGGAAAAAUACGUUGCUGGAGCCUCGCCAAAUUCCACUCGUGUAAAAAUGGUUUUGUAACCGAGAAACUUUGUAGAUCGCUGAUCUACGUCAUAACAUAAGGAACACAAUGCAUUUCCCGUUUCCUCGAGAAGAAAGAAAUCACGAUGGAGGGAAUUGACGAGAUAUCCAAGUUAAUAAACUUUUGCGUUUAUUGUAUUUUUCACGUUCAAACACAGCAGAUGCAGUUCUUUCAAAUUUACCAUUCGACAGACGGAAUGACGAUGGAAAAAGCUGGUGAAAGAGUUUCCGUAUUGCUCAAUCAGCAGUCAUUUUUACGUUCGGGAGCCUGUGUAUGACGUCCGAUAAUGGCACUGCAAACGAUCCCUGGGCACCGCGUCUGCGAUCUGCCACGAACUUGAUGGUAUGGUCGCGUGGCUGGGCACGUACACUCAUAUCCGACAACAAUGGAGCCCUCAUUCCUGGCGACAAUCUGCUAAGCUUGGAUGACGCGUGGGCAAUGCAACCCGUGCCUCGCCUAUACGAAUGCACAAUACAAUGCGCAACGUAAUCGUCUAAUGGCGACAGACACGUGCCUGCCUACGAGCUGAGAGAAAGCAGGAAGAGGACACGCGAUAGGAUACGCGAAUCGUCUUUAGUUUCAAGGUCGUUGAUGACUGGAGGACUCGCGAUAAGUAGUCAUCUUAUCCUUUAACGAUCUUCGACGGCUAUUACGAAGUACAUAUUGAUGUUGCAUAAUAAAUAAUACAUUACGAUAGUCGUUGAUAAUUUUUUUCGCGCAGUGCUCUCUUUAUCAUUUAUGAUAUACGUUUUUACGAAGAAGCAGAUGAAAUAAUAAGAUUUAGAAAUCAAUGCAGCACAUUGUUUAGAUAAAUUCUGUCAUUUGCUUUUGAACAAGCUUUAAUGUCAAUCACAUCUAUGAUUGUUCGCUUAGUGAGCUAGGAGUAAAUAUUAUAUCAAGAUAUCGAUCUGAUCUAUUGUUGUUGCUGCUGCCGAUUGCGCGAAUAGACCAAGACCAAUGUAACGCGCGAGACCAUAAACGGAUGCGUUAAAAUAGAGCAGCGUGACCCUCGAGCCGCAUAACUUGACUUGCAGCGAGGUGAGACGUUAGGUGUACUCUAGUGUCACUACACGGUGAACUGACACUUAACGCUGAUAAAUCGUCGAAACGUCACCUCAGCUCGCGGAGAAUGUUUGGUGUGUCCUAUGCCCCGCCCUUGGGGUUGGCGGGAGCGUACGGGUUGGGGCCCGACGGGGAGACAAUGCCCCUAUAAAAGAGUGAUGGACACCGGUCGAUGACAGCCACAUCCACCUCAGCCACCGAGGCAAAUUUUGUAGCAGCAACCACCGAUUACUCCCCUUUUCGUUAUGUGCUCCCUGGUCGCGAUUCUCCUCGUAGCGGCUCUGUCGGUGGCAACCGCGGCGCCGUCAGGCUACUUGGGCCACGGUGCCGCGUUAGCCGGACCGAUUCUAGGACCCGCGGCUCUUACAGGUCCCAUUAAUGGACCGUCCGCACUUGCCGGUCCGGUGGUUGGACCCGCGCGCAUAUCCGGAGCGGUCGAUGGUGGUGCUGUCGUCACUGGUGCUGUAGCUGGACCGUCGGUCGUUUCCGGUAGCGUCGCUGGGCAUGCGGCAGUGGUCGGCCCGGCUCUUGGCUAUGCGGCACCAGCUUUGGGAUGGCCUGCUUACGGUCCUUAUGGAGCAGUUCUUGCUGGUCCUGCUGUAGGUCCAGCGGCUCUCGCCGGACCUAUCGCAGCACCAGCUCUGAUUGCUGGCCCAUCCGGCAGUAUUGCUGCUGGACACGGUGGAUUAGGCGGUAUCGUUCGUGGAUAUGCGUCUGGACACUGGUAAUUUACAUCACCCCGGCAAUAUGAACUAAGGACCUUCGCGACUGAUCUCUCAGAUACCCGCAAUCUCGAUCACGAUCUGCAUCACAAUUUUCGUUAUUCGGCAUAUUUCCCAUCAUCAUAUUUCUUAUAUGUGUAUAUAACAUAAAGUUUCAUACAUAUAAUGUUAAUAUUAUAAUAAUAAUAAACGCAUGGCACUUCUGGAACAAAACUUUUUGCCUGUUACAUCUUCCUACAUGCACUUCUAAUAGUUAGUUUAUAUAAAUUUAUAUAUAUAUAUUCACGAUAUAUUGAACUCUAGUGUCUCUAAAAGAAAACGUUUUUCUAAACAUUAAAAAGAAGUAAUUAUGAAGAAAUAACAUUUUUUAAUUUCAUGUAGAGCUCUCCGGGGCAUAACGGGAUAUGGUCGAUAUCUUUUUACAGAGAUGCUGCCAUGUAAUGAAAUGUCAUGUAAUGAUUAAAUAAGAGUUAAUGUUA